AUGCCGAUUUCACUGGUGACGGUAUCGAAGGUGCUCGAUGACGACAACCUCCUCAUCGAGAUCCUGCUCCAGUGCUCCGCGUCGGCUUUCCUACCACACUCGUCCGUGCCGCCACCGUCUCCCGCGGAGCUAGUUGCUGUUAUACAUCGUGCAAGCUCCAGCUUCGACAACCACCUGAGCCAUAGCUCAUCGACCUACAUCUUUGACUGUCGAAACGGCAACGUCUUUCUGAAACAGUAUAAGAUCUGGAAUGAAUCCACUGCUGGUAUAAGGUCGAGGGUCUAUAGGUUGCAAGAUGGCGUCUGGUGCAUGUAUCGUAACUUUUCCAUAGAGCGGCUCCCUCGUCAACAGUUCGGACCGAAAUUUGUGCUCAUUGACAAUAAAAUCCAUAUACUACUUGUCCAAAGCGACAUAAUUGUCUUGGAUUUGAUGACCUUGAGUUUCUCCACAAUUCAGUUGCCACAAGGGCUGGAGCAUAGCGAUAGAAACACAACACUGUCACGGACUGAUGCUGGCAGUGGUGUGCAUCUCAUCCAUCUCAAGCAGCUACUACUCCGAAUUUGGCUACACAACAAGGGCAAUUGGUUGCUAGUGGACACUAUUUGUCUGCACCAGAUGUGCGCGAGCUUGAGAGUCUUAGAUUGCAAUGCUUUGCUUCGGAUAAAUCAAGUGGGAGACAACGCCGAGUUUAUGUUCUUGGAGAUGGGUCAGUGGGCACUCUACUUGGAUAUUAAGUGCAGGACACUGCGUAAAGUGUAUGGGAUGGCAAAUAAUGAUCGAUUGUUAGGUGAUAUCUAUCCUUUUAUGAUGAUCUGGCCUCCCACGUUUCCUGCCCUCAAGGAUGAUCCUACAAGGUUCGCCUCUUGGACUUUAGAUGAUCUGUAUAUAACUCUCUUGUUGCGGUUACAAUUAUUUGCUAUGUGCACCGUGCUAAUUGAUAUCUUUCGUAGGCUGCUGCUUGUUUUGCUAUGUGCUUUCAACCUGAAAUAUGUAGCUUUGAUCGACACACCAUCAUAA
Molecule: messenger RNA, 1017 nt
Organism: Lolium rigidum
Lineage: Eukaryota; Viridiplantae; Streptophyta; Magnoliopsida; Poales; Poaceae
Exons: 3
Coding region: 1-1017 (338 amino acids)
Source: RefSeq, a predicted model, not a curated record